CAAUGUAUGGCCUGAGGUUGCAACUUGUAUCCUCCUUGAAAUUAUGGCUGGUAUCUACAGCUACCUGCUGAGGAGAAGCGAUACGGCCUUAAAGCAGCUUAUCUGGGUACAUUCGGCUGCUUUGCUAAAGAAUCUGACUUGGCUAUUGCUCUCCAUCUAGACACGGUGAUGAGUUAUUUUGAUGGCAAUAGAUAUAUGACAGAAUUUAUUAAAAAGUCCCAAUCUAUGGAUAAGAAACACAUGUACAAGUUAUCCGAUGGAUCAUAUUUAGAGGAGCGACUCUUUAAAUUUGGUUUAACUUGUACACAUGAACACUUAUACCAUUCUUUCGUCUUUGACCCCAAUGAUUUGACAUAUAUUCAAAAGAAGGUGCUGACCGAGGAUCAAAUGACAGAGUUAAAGUCUGUAAGCCCCGUUGAAUUUCCUGAUUUAGAUGAUGAUUCAAUUAAUUAUUUAAUGAAAUUUGUAACUGUGGCCACAACCGAAGACCUGCGAGUGGCUUUAUACAAAAACGGAGACUAUAACAUGAAUUACAACAAGGAUCAGCAUCAAAUUAAGGAUUGGAUUCGACGCUCCUUGGAUCACCUACUAUUAGUCUAUUAAAGUACUGAUGACUUCACCAUUAAACAUAGUGAACAAUGGUAUCAGUCACGUAACUGGUUACCUCUCGAACUGCUUUUUGAGAAAAUCAAUGGGUCU
Messenger RNA from Mucor mucedo, 699 nucleotides. RefSeq lists its product as uncharacterized. The coding region runs from base 169 to 603 and encodes 144 amino acids. The transcript has 3 exons. The record is from RefSeq and is a predicted model, not a curated record. NCBI's taxonomy places the organism in Eukaryota, Fungi, Mucoromycota, Mucoromycetes, Mucorales, Mucoraceae.